Molecule: messenger RNA, 1599 nt
Organism: Bursaphelenchus okinawaensis
Lineage: Eukaryota; Metazoa; Nematoda; Chromadorea; Rhabditida; Aphelenchoididae
Source: the annotation of a GenBank genome assembly
AUGGCGUUAGGUCAACAAUUGGCAGCAUUGCUGAUCAAGGACCUCAAGAUCACAUUACGGAGUAAGAAAAGAUUCUUCCUCGAAAUCUUGUUUCCGUGCUACACCCUGACGUUCGUGUUAUACAACUUUCAAAGUGAGAGGAAGCCACAAUUGAUAGAAGCCAAUUUCUUUAUGAUUUUUGGAAAUUGGUUGCCAGAGUUGCAAGUGGAGUAAGUUACGUUUUGAACAUAUUUUCGCCUUUGGUUUGGCUUUAGCACAGGUUUUGGUCUUGACUUUGGCCCUUGGCUUUGGCCCUUGGCUUUGGCCCUUGGCUUUGGCCCUUGGCUUUGGCCCUUGACUUUGACCCUGACUUCAGCCCUAGUUUUAGCAUUGGCUUUGGCCUUGCCGUUAAUCCUGGCUUUAGUCUUGACUUUGUCCUUUGCCAUUGCUUUGGUCCUAGCUUUAGCCCUUGCCUUAGCUCUGGCCCUAGCCCUAUGUCGUCUAUAAAAACUUUUCCCGUCUUAAAUUUUUAAAAUAUUUUAGAAACCUGACCAAUGAACAAUUUCGACAACUCCAGGAUGCUGCCAAUGCCAUGAACAACACUUUCCAGCCUCGGCCUUACAACACCGUCUCACCGUUGGUGAUUAGAUUCGAAAAGUUCUCUCCACAAACCAACCAAUUUUCGUAUUUUAUCGUCGAAACGAAGCGCAAAAUGGCCUUGUACGACGCUAAUGUUGGAUGGAUAUUCAACCAACCGUACAAGACGCGCUACAUAUAUGAUCAUGAUCAAUUUAGUAUGGGACUCCACUCUUUUGCGGUAGUUCAGUACAAUGUAAACGAGGUUCUAAUGAGUUUAACCGGGAGAAAUACAAGUGCGAAUAAGGUGAGGGAUUCAAAAUGUUAUGGCAUUUUGGUUUUAUACAAAGGCUAGAAAGUUUGUUUUAAGUCGGGGGGGGGGGAGGAGAGUGGAAAGAAGAAGAGAGAAGGGGAGGAAUAAGAAGCGGAAAAAAUUAGAAAAAACUUUGAACAACAGGUAGGGAUACUCAAAAAAAAUUUUUUUUGAAGGUACAGGCAAAGUAUUAUCUAAAAAGUCUCUUCCUCCCCCUCCUUCACGUUGAGUUGCCUCGCUUCCUUCUCUUUUUCCCAAAUCAAAAUUGUCUGCCUAUGGGUAUAAAGUGAUUAGUAGUCUUUGCUCAAAUCAUUUCACUAUGUAAUCUUUCAGCCCGUGUUCAAUUUCCUGCCACAAGCAACUUUUAUUCACAACUACUUUAAUGUAUUCUGUCUGAAAUGUUACAAACACAUGGCAAUUACGAGUUUGGCUCCCAUGGCCAUCAUCAUCAAAGAUCUGAUUUCGGAGACCGAGAAUGACAUCAAGGUGGGUUUGAACAAAUCAAUUUUCAAAAUUUUAAAUUGCACUGGUUUUAAAAACUUGUGAUAAAUUUUGAAACAUUUUUCAAAUUCAAAAAUUUUUAGUUUUUUUAUUUUAAAAAUUUUUUAAUUUAAAAUUUUCAGAAUUACAUGUUGAUAACUGGCAUGACUCGCUACAGCUUCUACUUCUCUCACUACCUAUUUGGAUUUGGGAAAAUGCUUUUGGUUAUGUUUAUUACUUUGUUAUUGUGA